This is a messenger RNA of Penicillium cinerascens, 911 nucleotides long. Its product is annotated as cystinosin. The record is from RefSeq and is a predicted model, not a curated record. Gene Ontology annotation, cellular component: vacuolar membrane; fungal-type vacuole. The transcript is spliced from 4 exons. Bases 45 to 911 code for a protein of 288 amino acids. Gene Ontology annotation, molecular function: L-cystine transmembrane transporter activity. Gene Ontology annotation, biological process: L-cystine transport. NCBI's taxonomy places the organism in Eukaryota, Fungi, Ascomycota, Eurotiomycetes, Eurotiales, Aspergillaceae.
UUCUGGGUCCGCAUUAUGAGCUCCACGUCAAAUGUUCUGUCAAGAUGACUUACACCUACGUUAAAAUUUCUGACAUUUCUCUCCUGGGUGCAAGUAUCUGUGGCUGGCUCUAUUUCCUUGCAUGGUCUGCCUCUUUCUACGCCCAGCCGCUAUUAAAUUGGCGCCAUCAAUCAACAAAGGGGCUGUUGAUUGACUAUCCACUACUGAAUGUCUGGGGUUUUGUCUGCUAUACCGUCAGCAUAUUUGUACUCCUUCUCUCGCCAACCGUAAAAGCCCAAUAUGUCACGCGGCAUCCCUCUCACCCAGAUCCAACAGUACGGUGGAUCGAUCUCGCAUUCGCAGUCCAUGCGUUGCUGCUGUCCCUCUUGACCCUCAGUCAAUUCAAACCUCGUCUCUGGAGGUGGCACGAUCAUCAGAAUGCAACAGGUCUAGAGUUUAACAACGCGAGACCUGCUCGGACAGUAUGCUGGCUGUUAGCGGGAGCUGGCCUAGUGGUGAUAAUAAGUAUUGCCGCCGCGACUUUAGGGGAGAGCAGCGGCGAAGGGCACCCUCGCUGGCUAUUUUUAGAUGUUGUACCACCUUGGUAUCGAAAAGUGAUGAAAUCAGAAGUUGACCUUUUCUACUCACAGAUUACGACCCUGUCUCUAUUGAAAGUCCUUCUGACAAUCGUGAAAUACGUUCCUCAAGCACUAUCGCAUAUCCGCCAGCGCUCAACGUUUGGUUUCUCCAUCACCCAAGUGCUGUUAGACACAACUGGCGGAAUUUUCAGUCCGACACAACUUUUGCUUGAUUCGAUUGAUUCUGGGGAUAUAUGGAAUGGCGCAGCCAGAGCGAUAACCGAAAAUCCAGGAAAGCUGGGCCUAGCCUGCGUCAGCUUGGCCUUUGACGGGCUAUUCGUUAUACAGCAUUAA